UCCUUGCUCAGCGCUCAGCUCCUUCCUACCGGUCGGGCGUCCUGUGCUCGGGCGUCUCCGCUGACUCUGCGCAGCCUGUGCGCCCCGCGAGCCCCGGAGGUCCCUCGGGAGGACGGCGGGUCACCCCGGAGGAAGCAAGCUCAGAAUCCAUCUCCAGGACUGUGUCCUCUGCUGUGUGAGGCCCCCGGGGCUCUGGCUGAGACUGUCCCUGUGAGCUGCAGGUGCUGUGAGAUCCCCAGGAAGGAUGUCUGGACUCCCCAGAAAGCAGGAAAUGAACUCAGUGGCCUUUGAGGAUGUGGCUGUGAACUUCACUAAGGAAGAGUGGACUUUGCUGGAUCCUUCCCAGAAGAAUCUCUACAGAGAUGUGAUGCAGGAAGUCCUUAGAAAUCUGGCUUCUCUAGGAGCCAGAUGGGAGGUCCAUAACGUUGAAGAUCAGAACACAAAUCCCAGGAGAGAUGUAAGGCACAUUAUAUCUCACUCUGCAAACAAAGCAUAUGAGAAGCAGGAGAGUGGAGGGAAGCCAUAUGAACUUAAACAGUACAACAAAUCCAUCAUUCCUCUCAUAAGCAUUCAAAGACAAGCAUCAGAGCACACUGUAAAUAGACCUUAUGGAUAUUUGACAUGGGGAAGAGAGUUGAGUUCCAGGUGUUUUCAAGAAUAUGGAGGAUCUCAUACUGGGGAGAAUCCAUGUGAAUGUAAGGAACUUGGAAAAGUCUUCUCUGGUUCAAAUUACUUUCAAAAACAUAUACAAACUCAUACUGCAGAGAUGGCUAACAGAUGGAAACAAUGUAGGAAAGCCUUCAUUAGUUCUGCUAACCUUCAAUUACAAGAACAAACUCAUACAGCAAAGAAGCUCUAUCAAUGUGAACAAUGUGGAAAAGCCUUCACUACUUCCUCUUACCUUCAAAUACAUAAUCGAACUCAUACUGGAGAGAAACCCUAUGAAUGUAAGGACUGUGGGAAAUCCUUUACUUCAUCCAGUAACCUUCACUCACAUAAAAGAACUCACACAGGAAAGAAGCCCUAUGAAUGUAAACAAUGUGGAAAAGCCUUCUGUAGUUCCUCUUCUCUUCAAAUACAUGAACGAUCACAUACUGGAGAGAAACCCUAUGAAUGUAAGCAAUGUGAAAAAGCCUUUACUACUUCCUUUUACCUUCAAGUACAUAAACGAAUUCAUACUGGAGAGAAGCCCUAUGAAUGUAAGGACUGUGGGAAAGCCUUUACUACAUCCAGUCACCUUCGCUCACAUGAAAGAACUCAUACAGGAAAGAAGCGCUAUGAAUGUAAACAAUGUGGGAAAGCCUUCUGUAGUUCCUCUUAUCUUCAAAUACAUGAACGCUCACAUACUGGAGAGAAGCCCUAUAAAUGUAAGCAGUGUGGAAAAGCCUUUACUGCUUCUUUUUACCUUCAAGUGCACAAACGAACUCAUACUGGAGAGAAACCGUACAAAUGCGAACAAUGUGGGAAAGCCUUCACUAGGUCCUUUUACCUUCAAAUACAUAAACGAAUUCAUACUGGAGAGAAGCCCUAUGAAUGUAAACAAUGUGGAAAAGCAUUCACUGCUUCCUAUUCCCUUCAAAUACAUAAACGAACUCAUACAGGAGAAAAGCCCUAUGAAUGUAAGCAGUGUGGAAAAGCUUUCACUCGGUCCAUUCGACUUCACUCACAUGAGCAAAUUCACACAGGAAAGAAACCCUAUGAAUGUAAACAAUGUGGAAAAGCCUUCACUAGGUCCUUUUACCUUCAAAUACAUAAACGAACUCAUACUGGAGAGAAACCCUAUGAAUGUAAGGACUGUGGGAAAUCCUUUACUUCAUCCAGUCACCUUCACUCACAUAAAAGAACUCAUACAGGAAAGAAGCCCUAUGAAUGUAAACAAUGUGGAAAAGCCUUCACUACUUCCUCUUACCUUCAAAUACAUAAUCGAACUCAUACUGGAGAGAAACCCUAUGAAUGUAAGGACUGUGGGAAAUCCUUUACUUCAUCCAGUAACCUUCACUCACAUAAAAGAACUCAUACAGGAAAGAAGCCCUAUGAAUGUAAACAAUGUGGAAAAGCCUUCUGUAGUUCCUCUUCUCUUCAAAUACAUGAACGAUCACAUAUUGGAGAGAAGCCCUAUAAAUGUAAGCAAUGUGAAAAAGCCUUUACUACUUCCUUUUACCUUCAAGUACAUAAACGAAUUCAUACUGGAGAGAAGCCCUAUGAAUGUAAGGACUGUGGGAAAGCCUUUACUUCAUCCAGUCACCUUCGCUCACAUGAAAGAACUCAUAAAGGAAAGAAGCGCUAUGAAUGUAAACAAUGUGGGAAAGACUUCUGUAGUUCCUCUUAUCUUCAAAUACAUGAACGCUCACAUACUGGAGAGAAGCCCUAUAAAUGUAAGCAGUGUGGAAAAGCCUUUACUGCUUCUGUUUACCUUCAAGUGCACAAACGAACUCAUACUGGAGAGAAACCGUACAAAUGCGAACAAUGUGGGAAAGGCUUUGCUUCAACCAGUGACCUUCACUCACAUGAAAGAACUCAUUCCACAGGAAAGAAGCCCUAUGAAUGUAAACAAUGUGGGAAAGCCUUCACUAGGUCCUUUUCCCUUCAAAUACAUAAACAAAUUCAUACUGGAGAGAAGCCCUAUGAAUGUGAAAAAUGUGGGAAAGCCUUCACUAGGUCCUCUUCCCUUCAAAUACAUAAACGAACUCAUACAGGAGAAAAGCCCUAUGAAUGUAAACAAUGUGGAAAAGCUUUCACUCAGUCCGUUCAGCUUCACUUACAUGAGCGAAUUCACACAGGAAAGAAACCCUAUGAAUGUAAACAAUGUGGAAAAGCCUUCACUACUUCCUCUUACCUUCAGGUACAUAAACGAAUUCAUACUGGUGAAAAGCCCUAUGAAUGUAAGCAGUGUAGGAAAUCCUUUGCUUCCUCUAGUCACCUUCACUCACAUGAAAAAACUCAUACAGGAAGGAAGCCCUAUGAAUGUAAACAAUGUGGGAAAGCCUUCACUACUUCCUCUUACCUUCAGGUACAUAAACGAAUUCAUACUGGUGAAAAGCCCUAUGAAUGUAAGCAGUGUAGGAAAUCCUUUGCUUCCUCUAGUCACCUUCACUCACAUGAAAAAACUCAUACAGGAAAGAAGCCCUAUGAAUGUAAACAAUGAGGGAAAGCCUUCAAUAGGUCCUCUAACCUUAAAAGACAUAAACAAACUCAUACAGGAGAGAAGCACUAUGAAUGU
Sciurus carolinensis (gray squirrel) is the source of this 3220-nucleotide messenger RNA. Its product is annotated as zinc finger protein 14-like. The coding region runs from base 245 to 3145 and encodes 966 amino acids. NCBI's taxonomy places the organism in Eukaryota, Metazoa, Chordata, Mammalia, Rodentia, Sciuridae. Gene Ontology annotation, biological process: negative regulation of transcription by RNA polymerase II; regulation of cytokine production; regulation of immune system process. The record is from RefSeq and is a predicted model, not a curated record. The transcript has 5 exons.